AUGUCAGUUCCACCAUUGGGAUUGAAGAGACUCAUAUCCAUAGAAUUUCUUCCAGAUGACACAGCCUUACCUGAUGCGGAUACUUGUUUUUUGAUUUUAAAGUUACCAAUUAAACAUGAAGAUUUUGAAGAAUUCUCCAAAAAUAUGAUGGUUGCUCUAAAAUUUGCCUGCUGUGCAUUUGGUGAUAAUUAA
Molecule: messenger RNA, 192 nt
Organism: Paramuricea clavata
Lineage: Eukaryota; Metazoa; Cnidaria; Anthozoa; Malacalcyonacea; Plexauridae
Source: the annotation of a GenBank genome assembly